Messenger RNA from Tigriopus californicus, 1403 nucleotides. RefSeq names its product syntaxin-12-like (gene Syx7). Gene Ontology annotation, biological process: vesicle-mediated transport; intracellular protein transport; vesicle fusion. The record is from RefSeq and is a predicted model, not a curated record. NCBI's taxonomy places the organism in Eukaryota, Metazoa, Arthropoda, Copepoda, Harpacticoida, Harpacticidae. The coding region runs from base 191 to 997 and encodes 268 amino acids. The transcript is spliced from 8 exons. Gene Ontology annotation, cellular component: SNARE complex; endomembrane system; membrane. Gene Ontology annotation, molecular function: SNAP receptor activity; SNARE binding.
UUCACCCUGAAUUGGUCGUAACAGCAGUUGUCUCUGCCUUAUUCACCUGCAGAUCGUAAGUGUGUAUUCAUUCAGGACAAACUCCAAUUAAAUCCUUAAGAAUUGCUGCAACUUCCAGGUGCAAUCUUGGACUUUAGUGACUUCAGUGACCUUGUGAGUGUUCUUACUUUGUGAAAAAGUGCUUGUCUCCAUGAUGGCCAUGGAUUCUUACCAGAACGGUGCCGUGACUGACACCGAAUUCCAACGAUUGGCUCAAACCAUCGGGACCAACAUUCAAAAGAUCUUGCAAAAUGUGUCCUCCAUUCAAAGGAUGAUUGCUCAGAUUGGCACCCCUCAAGACAAUCAACAAUUUCAACAACAGCUACAUCAGAUCCAACAUUACACUGGUCAGUUGGCCAAGGACACGUCCAAGCAUUUGAAGGAUCUGAACAACUUCAGCGGUGAACAACGUCAGUGGCGGCUCCAGAAAGAGCGGCUCCAUAAUGACUUCACCAAAGCCUUGAACAGCUUCCAAGCUGCUCAAAGGACGGCCGCUCAACGAGAGAAGGAAGUCAUCAAGAGGGCAAAGGCCGCCAGUGGCAUCAAUGCUCUGGCUGCGCCUGGCGCCCAAGGAAAUCUGAUUGACGUGGAAGAAGGCUCCUUGGGAAAUGACACUACCAUGGGUCAGAGCAAGACUCAAAUGCUCUUGGAGGAAGAGGCCAACAUUGAGCAACUGCAAGAAAGAGAAAAGUCGAUCCGCCAAUUGGAGUCGGAUAUCGUGGACGUGAACACCAUCUUCAAGGAUUUAGCCACCAUGGUCCACGAGCAAGGAGAAAUGGUCGAUUCGAUUGAGGCUAACGUUGAAUCCACCUCGGUCCGUGUCCACGAGGGGACUGAACAACUCCGACAAGCCGAAACUUACAAAAAUAAGACUCGCAAGAAGAAGCUGAUUUUGGCCAUUAUUGGAGUGAUUAUUUUGAUCAUUGUCAUUGCUGUCAUCUGGUCGUCUCUAUCUUGAGAACCAAAGCCGGCGUCGAAAGUACUACCUAAUUUGUGGACUCUUGGCUCUAUUUGCAUUCUUUUGUUUCAUCAUUUGGCUUGGUUUUUGAAAAUUGACUGAUUGUCCUCCAUCACCUCCACCAAUCUGACCCUCCUGGAUAUCUAUGACUUUGAUGAUCUUCAAGUUCGUUUCCUGCAUUUCUCACUUUUCCUUUCUUGUCAAGCUUAUAAUAAUAGCCUUAACAUUAUCCCUUUUUGGUCGACUUAUAACACUUUCCAGACAUAAAACUAUUCCAUCAGGGUAAAACCCUUGAAAUUUAUUACCGCUCCACCUUCAAUGAGAUCACUGCGAAUGAGGAAAUUCCAGCCAAUGUCACAUAACGUAUUGAUGAUUGAGAAUAAAUCUGCGUAGUUUUUUGUAAGAA